AUGGAUCCUUUCAGCGAUACAGGAGAUCUAUACCAGAUAAAACAGCAGUUUUUCUGUGGUCAGUACGACUUGGUCGUCAAGCAUGGCCUUGAUUCCUUCUCUGCAGAAUCCCACUACAAAGCCACCGAGUAUGUGGUCAGAUCGCAUUUCGCGUUGGAAUCUAUUGAUGAUGCUUUGAAGAUAAUCAAGGAAGAUGAGACAGAAGGAGAGGAUGCUGAAAAACUGAAAUUCUUGGCCAAGUAUGCCACUUACCUCAAAUCCAGGACCGGUGGUGAGAGCUCGGACAUUGACGAAUAUAUUGAGAACUUUGCAAACCUAGAGAUUGUGGCUGUUUUGGGUUCAGUUUAUCUGAUCAAUCUUGGGAAAUUGAACCAGGCAUUGGAGUUGCUAUCGGGGAUCGAGGCUUCCUUGGAAACCAUCGCACUCACUGUUCAAAUCAGAAUCCUUACAGGCAAACUGGAAUUGGCUCAGAAGGAGUUGAGCUACGCAAAGAAGUGGGCUCAGGACGAUAUUGUAUUCAACUUCGCGGAGGCUUGGGCAAAUCUUUCGGUCGGAAGCCUCAACAACUUGCAAUCUGCCUUCUACUUCUUCGAGGAGAUCGCCCAGGGAAACACAUCGUUCAAGGGACUUGUGAGCUUGCUGGGUUUGAAUCUGCAACUCCACCAUUUUGUGGAGUCCAAGGAGGUGCUUAAUCAGCUAGAACAGCUAGCGCAGACUUCGCAGACCGAGGAGUCUCUUGCUGGGGACUACCUUGCCAACAAAGUGAGCUACGAUGCCAUCACGGGUGAGGCGGACUUUGAACAGACUGUCACUGAGUUGAGGGAGGUUGCUCCUUCUCAUCAAUUCGUUGUGGAUUACGAUGAUAAAUUGGCUACGUUCGAUGGAAUUGUGGCCAAGUAUGCUGAGCAGAUCGAGGCCUAA
Kuraishia capsulata CBS 1993 is the source of this 921-nucleotide messenger RNA. RefSeq lists its product as uncharacterized. Gene Ontology annotation, cellular component: COPI vesicle coat. The record is from RefSeq and is a predicted model, not a curated record. Gene Ontology annotation, biological process: endoplasmic reticulum to Golgi vesicle-mediated transport; retrograde vesicle-mediated transport, Golgi to endoplasmic reticulum; intra-Golgi vesicle-mediated transport. Bases 1 to 921 code for a protein of 306 amino acids. NCBI's taxonomy places the organism in Eukaryota, Fungi, Ascomycota, Pichiomycetes, Pichiales, Pichiaceae. The transcript has 2 exons. Gene Ontology annotation, molecular function: structural molecule activity; protein binding.